AUGGCGGCCCCAAGACGACCAACUAACAUCAACCACCACCCGCGACCUACAGGCCCCCACUCAGUCCUCGACUCGCCCUCCAAAUCCACGGCCUCCAACGGCUACAACGGCUACAACGGCUACAACGGCAGCUUCGCCACCCCCAAUCGCUCCGGCUACUUCUCCGCCAACAAGCAGCUCCCCAGCACUCCCGCCAGUUCGCUGCCUGCCCACAUCCAGUCCCAAACUUGGGAGCCCCGCACCCCGGCCACAAACUACGACUUCAGCUCCGGCGGCGAGACUCCCAACACGCCCCAGGUAGACAGCGAGCCAGCCACACCGGACACACAAUUGGCUGGCAGGAUGGGCCGACUGGGCGAGACGAGCCACAAGAAGCCCCCGCGACGCGAUAGUUGGAUGGCCUUCAAGGGCUUCUUUGGCGCCAGUCCCAGUCCGAGCAAGAGUGAACGGGAUAGAGAGAGGGAGCGGAGAGAUGGCGAGAGGGACCGCGAGAGGGACAAGGACCGGGACCGGGAACUGCGCCGCCCAGCCUCAUCGCGCAAGGAAAAAGAAGGGCGCAUCCCAACCCAAAGUCGUCCAAGUCGUCCAGGAAACCUUCAUCAAGCGCCUAGGAAACCUCUUCCACUGGGUCGAAGCCCACCCCGCCCUCCCCACCGUCCUCUCCGUCUACGCACAAUUCCUCGUCAACACCCUCCUUGGCGCCGGCUUCCUCUACCUCAUCUACUGCGCCUGGGCGGGCAUCAUGUCCGACGUGGACAUUGA
Messenger RNA from Plenodomus lingam JN3, 762 nucleotides. The record is from RefSeq and is a predicted model, not a curated record. NCBI's taxonomy places the organism in Eukaryota, Fungi, Ascomycota, Dothideomycetes, Pleosporales, Leptosphaeriaceae.